Messenger RNA from Zychaea mexicana, 1434 nucleotides. Its product is annotated as major facilitator superfamily domain-containing protein. The transcript has 8 exons. Lineage: Eukaryota; Fungi; Mucoromycota; Mucoromycetes; Mucorales; Lichtheimiaceae. Bases 56 to 1381 code for a protein of 441 amino acids. Gene Ontology annotation, cellular component: fungal-type vacuole membrane. Gene Ontology annotation, molecular function: transmembrane transporter activity. The record is from RefSeq and is a predicted model, not a curated record. Gene Ontology annotation, biological process: transmembrane transport.
AUACGUUUUCCUCUUUCCUUACAUCUUUUUUACCCUUAUAACUUGACAUAAUAACAUGGCUUUAGACGAAAAAACCGCUGAGCCUACCAUCAUCAACGACUCACACAAACUCGAGAGCGAAUUCUCCCACACCAGUACCUCGGACAAUGAGUCUACCGAAGAAGAACUUCCUCUGAGAGAGGCACCCGACGGAGGCUUGAAAGCCUGGCUAGUGGUGGUCGGUUCGUUUUGUGGAUUCUUUGCUUCUCAAGGUUACGGUUACAGUUGGGGUGUUUUCUUUGACGAACUCAACGCAAAUGUCUACCCAGGCCAAAUGACUGAACUCUCGUGGAUCGGUUCCCUGUGGUAUUGUCUUUGUAACAUCACCGGUCCAUUCUACAUUUAUAUGGCUUCCAAAGUCGACGACCGUUACAUUCUCGCCACUUCAUGUAUCCUCUCCUGCUUGGCAAUGAUGCUUGCCAGUAUCACUAAUGCGGUCUGGCAAUUGUACAUUACUCAGGGUAUCAUGUCCGGCUUCGGCGCCUCAUUGGCCUGGUUCUCCUGUAUGCGCGGACCUCAAAUGUGGUUCUCUAAGCGCCGUGGUCUUGCAGUUGGCAUCACUAUGGCUGCAUCUGGUGCAGGCGGUCUUACAUUCUCUUAUAUCGCUGGCGCUUGCUUUGAAACAAUUGGAUACGAAUGGGCUCUUCGUAUUCUCGGUUUCAUGCAAUUCGCUCUUCUCGCUGUCGCAGCUGCUACAUGCUGGCGUUUGAACCCCCCAAAGAAGAACGUACCUAUUGUCGACAUUCAAGACCUCAAGAACAAGAAAUUCCUUGUGCUCUUCUUUAUCCAUUUCAUUGGAAACUUUGCCUUUUACAUUCCUUCUGGAUUUGUUCCUUCUUAUGCCCGCUAUCUUGAUCUCGACCCUUUUAUGCGUAGCAACCUUAGCGCUAUCAUGUCAGCUGUCAUGUUUUUCGGCAAGAUUUCCGUCGGUUUCGUCAGCGAUUACGUUGGACGCUUUAACAUGGCUGUAAUUUGUGGUCUGAUGGCAUGUAUUGCCCAUUUAGCAGUUUGGGUUACUGCUACUUCUGCUGGAUCAAUGUGGGCCUUUGUUGUCUUAUAUGGCCUGUUCGGCGGUGGCUACAUUGCUAUGAUCACUGCUGUGAUUACUGAAGUCGUUGGUGUUGACCGAAUUGAAUCUGGUACUGGCUGGGCCUUCUUUGCUUGGUGUUUCGGCGGUCUUCUUGGUCAACCUUUGGCCUCGGCUAUUGUUGAAGGUGGUAACAACGGUGAAGACUACCGAGGUGCCGUCAUCUUUGCUGGUUGUCUUUUCUUCGUUGGAGCAUGCGCCGCGGCAGUUCUGAGAGUUGUGCAAGGCGGUUAUAAGCUUAAUAAGAGAGUUUAACAAUAUUAAGUACUUUUCUUAUAUAUAUACCUGUUAUUUUGCUACGUUUCCUU